Meriones unguiculatus (Mongolian gerbil) is the source of this 1732-nucleotide messenger RNA. It is a transcript of the gene Dio1, whose product is annotated as iodothyronine deiodinase 1. The record is from RefSeq and is a predicted model, not a curated record. Lineage: Eukaryota; Metazoa; Chordata; Mammalia; Rodentia; Muridae. Gene Ontology annotation, molecular function: thyroxine 5'-deiodinase activity. The transcript has 4 exons.
GCCUCUCAGUCAUUCCUCAGAGCCAGCUCUGCCCCACGCUGAGAUGGGGCUGUCCCAGCUCUGGCUGUGGCUGAAGAGGCUGGCGAUAUUCUUGCAGGUGGCCACCGAGGUGGCUGUGGGCAAGGUGCUGAUGACACUGUUCCCAGGGAGGGUCAAGCAGAGCAUCUUGGCCCUGGGCCAAAAGACGGGGAUGGCCAGGAAUCCCCGAUUCUCCCCCGACAACUGGGUCCCGACCUUCUUCGGCAUCCAGUACUUCUGGUUCAUUCUAAAGGUCCGGUGGCAGAGACUGGAAGACAGGGCCAAGCCUGGGGGCUUGGCCCCCAACUGUACCGUGGUCCGCCUCUCAGGACAGAAGUGCCAGAUCUGGGAUUUCAUUCGAGGCGGCAGGCCCCUGGUGUUGAACUUCGGCAGCUGCACCUGACCUUCGUUUCUUCUCAAAUUUGACCAGUUCAAGAGACUUGUAGAUGACUUUGCCUCCAAAGUGGAUUUCCUCAUCAUUUACAUCGAAGAAGCCCAUGCGACAGAUGGCUGGGCUUUUAAGAACAACGUGGACAUCAGGCAGCACCGGAGCCUCCAGGAACGCCUGCAGGCGGCGCACCUGCUGCUGGCCAGGAGCCCCCAGUGCCCUGUGGUGGUGGACACGAUGCAGAACGAGAGCAGCCAGCUCUAUGCAGCUCUGCCUGAGAGGCUCUACGUGGUCCAGGAGGGCAGGAUCCGCUACAAGGGUAAACCCGGCCCUUGGAACUACAAUCCAGAGGAAGUCCGCGCUGUUCUGGAAGAGAUCUGCCCUUCCCCUGGACAUGCGCCUCAGCUCUAGGGGAGCAGCCGGAGGGUUCCCCAAACCUGGUUCUCGCCCACACCAGUCCAGGUGUCUUUUAUUUUUGACCCUUGUUCCCAGAUGAAUUAGCAGCACAGAUUCUUUCUGAUCUAAACAACUCCCAAGAAGGCAAUACAGCUCACAGCACACGAUCACCACCAAUUGUUACAACCAGAGCAUAGAGCUAUACCGAGCUGUCAGCAAAAGUGAGUGUUCUCCACACUGCUCCCACAGCGGAGCCCAAUCCAGUGCGCAGCAUCUUCCGGUGGGAGGUCCUCGGGCUCAGCUGGCAGACUUCUGAAGUGUAGUGACCCUCGUGAUGAUGUCAAGAGCUUUGGCAUGGCACCCCUCACGUUCAGGCAGCCUGUCUAACCACGUUUGCUGCUCAUAGAACCGAUCAUUUAAAACGCUGACCUGGUUUCUCAGUACCAAGCAAGAGGCGUAUUUCCGCCUGUUGAUGAGAGAUGAGGAACUGAAGGCAGAGAAAGCGGGAACCAAAGACAACAGAAACCCCUUUCUGGCCGAAAGACUGAAAUCAGUUGGUAUCAUUAGUGAUAGGCGUUUCCAUGGCCACACAUAAUCUCCCUCUACCGUCUUCGAAUAGAUUUCACCAAAAUAUGGCUCUCUGGUAUUGACCCAAAAGCUUGAUAACGUUGGCCAGACCAAAUUACAGGCACUAGCAAAAGCUGCCAUUCAGGCCCUGUUGGAACUCUGUCCCCUGACUCACAGUCUCUUAUUGGUCCUUUGUGUUAGAUGAUGUCAGACUGAUGGGUAGUCAUCAGUUCAUCUGUUGUGACUGCUUCUUUUCAUAUUUGUUUAUGACGGUCACAGUGUAAAGUGCACACAGCUGUGACUUGAUUUCUAAAAAUGUCAUUAGAUGCAACAAGCUAACAACAAUUAAAACCUGUCAGGCUA